AUGCCACGUUAUCCACCUGAAACAUCUCUUGUUUAUAAGAAGGAUACAAGCUUUGAUGAGUAUUCACCUGCCUUUUCACCCUCACCAUCGUCUGCCUCUCCAUCAUUGCCAAUCUUUAUUCCUGGGAGUCAUCAUUCAAAGCCUCUUUUACAAUCUGAGAGCGCACCAUUCAGUGAACGGACGGCUAAACUUGCUAAUUCCCCUGCAUUCCGCAACAAGCUAAAUAUGCCUCUUCGAGGUUUUGAAUCUGGCAGUUCUAAGACUGAUAAAACUAGGGGUUUUAUGGAGGCUGGUACAGCGGUUGAGAAGUUUUCCUCCCUCGGGAAAGAUGAUGCUAGACAAUAUUCUGAGGUUAAAAUAUCAUCCAGCAGCUCCAGUAGGUCUUUCCCUGAUGAUUUUGAUGAUUCUGACUUUCCUUGCCCGUUUGAUGUGGAUGAUGAGGAUGUGACAGAUCCAGGUAGCAGAAAUAAUUUGUAA
Molecule: messenger RNA, 477 nt
Organism: Prunus armeniaca (apricot)
Lineage: Eukaryota; Viridiplantae; Streptophyta; Magnoliopsida; Rosales; Rosaceae
Source: the annotation of a GenBank genome assembly